AUUAGUCCGUGGUAUCAUAUGUUUCUUAAUUCACAGAUCUGACCGAAUUAUUCUGUCGGCCCAACCGGAUCAUAAUAUAGUUUAUUACACAGAUAUAUUAAAAAAUAUGUUUUAUAUACCUACCUGUGGUUUAUUAGAACGUUAUAUUACAGUGAUUUACUAGAUUGCGGUGCCGUGAAAAAAGUUUUUAAAGAACAUUCACCAGAUGCCUUAUCAUUGCGUAACCAUUCUAUCUAUAACCGUGCUCUGAACGUCUUAUCAUUUAUCAAAUUCUCGCCUUCGUCUGAGAAACUGAACACAUUACAUAUAUUAUUUUCGAACGUCAUUUUUCCAGUUUUUUUCUUAGUGUAGCUUUCAAGCUUUGAUUGACCAGAUCAGAUAUUUGAUGAAAGUUGAAGACCGUCACUAACCGUCAAAAGUGUAAAGUCAUGGCGUCUUGGGAAGGUACCAGUUUAAUAUGUACAUAUUUUCGCUUUAGACUGUCCACAGACCAAUCGAGGUGAUGUGGUAUGAAUUGUGUCUUGUUACAAAUACAAAUAUAUGUGUAUACAUUUUUUAGACAUGUAGCACUCAACACUUAAAUACAAACAGCUUAUAUAAAUUAAAAAUGAUUGUUGCUUUAUCAAGUUUUUUUGUGUCAUAAACUUAUCAUAUACCUAUUGGUUUUAUAAAUGCUUGAAAACAUAAACAAAAAAUAUAUACCUACUUUAUAUUAAUAAAAUAUAAAAUAUUUGAACACAAUUGUUAAUAAGUCUUGUCUUAAUUAGUAUAAAAAAAGUAACAUUUUGUCUGUUCCUUAAUUAAUCGGAUGGCAUUUAGCUUAGACCCAGAUGGAAUAUUAGGUAUAUUCAAUCAAACUGCCAAUCAUGAAUCAAAAAACAUAGAUUUCCCAAAAAUAAUUUGUCAGAUCAUUUUAAGAAUAGGCUGAUAGUAUAUAUGCAAUAUUUUCAAAUUCCUAUUUUAAAUAAAAUAAUAUAAUACAAGUUUUAAACUUUACACUUUAAAAUGUCAAUCAAAAUAAGCAACAUAGAUAUUAACUGAUAAAUUUUUACCUACUGUAAUUUAUAUCUCCUUGCCACCACCAAACUGUAUCUUUUAUAUUUUGAAUACAUUUAUAAUCUGCUAUUAUAUUUUUAGAUUUAAGGAAACAGGCCAGGAGACUGGAAACUGAAAUUGACUCAAUGUUGGUUUCAUUGAGUAAAAUAAGUACAAGUAAUCCAAUGAUGUAUGGUGAUGAUGAAUCACAAUUAUUGUUAUCGGACGAUAGAUUUGAAACUGCCACUUCAGAAAUCGAAGAGCUUUUGUCCAAGGUAAAUUUUCCUACAUACGAAUGUUCACAAUUAUUUGUCAUUGAGUUUUUAGUUAAAUACAGUCAAUGAUAAAAUGGGAGAAUGGAGUUCCAAUGGAGAACAAUCUACGAUUUCACAAAACAUGCAUACUGUUCAGCGCCAUAGAGAUAUUUUACAAGACUAUACUAAAGAGUUUCGAAAAAUACAAUCCAAUGUUAGGGCUCGAAGAGAAAGAGAAUAUUUGCUGCAUAGUGUUCGACAGGACAUAGAGUAAAUACUUUUAGCACAUGUUUAACAUGUAAUUAACUUUUAUUAUUUUUAGUGGCUAUAAGAAUUCCGGAACAAAAAACCGGCGAAUGGAUUUAUAUGUUAAAGAACACGAGCAUGUACGUAAUUCAGACCGUUUAGUAUCUGAUCAAAUAGCCAUUGCAAUGGAAACCAGGGAACACUUAGUAUCACAACGACAUCAUUUUAAACGUUUACAGUCAAGGUUACAUGAUUUGUCAAGUAGAUUUCCUGCUCUCAAUACCCUUGUUCAAAAAAUAAAUAUGCGUAAAAAACGAGAUUCCUUAAUAAUCGCCGGAGUAAUUGUUAUAUGCACAUUUAUAAUACUUUUAUAUUCUUUCCAUUAAGCAGUUGAAUAUUUUAUAAAUUAUACAACAUAUAUAAUAUAUGUUGUAUAUAUAUAUAUAUAUUAAUACAUAAGUUAGAUUGUUAAAAUAUUAUGGGUAUUAUUAAGUGUUUUAUUUUAAUAAUUAAAAAAUAAAUUUUAUUUUAAUUAAUUAUACAAAUAUUAAAAAAAAAAAAAGUAAAAUAUUAAUUUGAACCUAAAAAUCAUACGGUAAUGCUUUGAUUUCACUAUGACAUUCAUCAUACAAAUUUGCAUAAUUUUCAUGUUUUCUAAUAAGCACCAUGACUGCAGAUCGUUUAACACCCAUGGCUGAACCCAAAUCUUCACGUGAAGGAACAUAACAAUAUGGCAAGUUUUUGGUCUCGCAUACACCCGGCAUAUGACUCAUGAUAUCAAUUGGUGAAAUAUCACCAGCAAAAAUUACUAAGCCAGUUUCACCUCUUCGGAUUCUUCUCUGGACCUCUUUUAAACCCACUCUUAAAUAAGUUUUUUCCUUAUAUGCUA
This is a messenger RNA of Cinara cedri, 2424 nucleotides long. Lineage: Eukaryota; Metazoa; Arthropoda; Insecta; Hemiptera; Aphididae. The record is from the annotation of a GenBank genome assembly.